Molecule: messenger RNA, 4638 nt
Organism: Venturia canescens
Lineage: Eukaryota; Metazoa; Arthropoda; Insecta; Hymenoptera; Ichneumonidae
Gene: Csgalnact
Product: Chondroitin sulfate N-acetylgalactosaminyltransferase
Exons: 9
Coding region: 2066-3850 (594 amino acids)
Cellular component (GO): Golgi cisterna membrane
Molecular function (GO): glucuronosyl-N-acetylgalactosaminyl-proteoglycan 4-beta-N-acetylgalactosaminyltransferase activity
Source: RefSeq, a predicted model, not a curated record
CCACGGGCCGCGGUACCGGCAACCUCGAUACGCGAGGACUCCUUUGCUCGAUCGCAUUUUGUUUCCUCGACAUUCCGUUGCGUCACUUUAGUGUAUAGCCAUGUGCACGGGAGGUUAUUUCGAUCACGAAUAAUACGAGUUGACAGUAUGCGUUCGCCGGAUCUUCGAUCAUCGGGGAUCGUUCAAAAGAUUUUCGGAAAAAAUGAUAUCAAUUGAAGGAGGCGGAGGAGAGGUGCGGACGGACAUCGAGAAUAAUGUUUUGAACCCAUGGAAUAUUGUCAUUUCUCAAGAAAAUUUCUUGGCAAUUGGAGAAAAAUAGGAAACUUUUAAUUUCUAUUCGUCACGUGUCUCCGACGCUGUGUUCUUGUGGAUUUUCGCCUCGCUCACUCCCGACGAUCGAUGAAUCUGCCGAAAAUUUCUAUGUGGCCGCAUUGGAUCUUACGUUUUUGGAGUCGAGGGUAAUUGAUGCUUGACGGGAUGCUGGGAAAUUGGGGUCCCGCGCGUUGCUCCCUUGCUCGAAGAAGCUCAAACGUUGCUUACGCGAAAGCUCAAAAGAGUUUUAUCCCCGUGAGAAAAUCUCUAGACGCUCAAGCUCGUGGGAUCGUUUGAUCUUUUGCGAUUGGAACACCGGCACGUGUCGAACGCAAACAAACAAAAUAAAAGGGUUCCCUCGUUUGCUUAAUGCACUCGAAUUUCAUCGUAUUUUCCAUUAAUCGGACGACGCAGGGCCUCGUCUCCUGUCUCAACAGUGAAAAUAAAAUUUCCAUCAGUUUUUCACGUUUGACCAUUAAUAUUCGACGAGGCUGAAGGCUCUGCGUAAUGGCAUCGGACGAAAUAGCGUGUACACGUGCUGACGUCGCGAUGAGAAAUUCAUUGGCAUCACGAGAGAGAAUAUCUCCGUGGUAAUAAUACAGCGGGCUUUAUCUCUCCGCGUCUCUGAUAGUGCUGGACGCAUUGGUGCAACAAAUUAAUAGAAACGGCCUCGCCAAUUCGAUCGGAUUGACCGAUUUUCGCGUCGAGCUCAACCGUACAUAAUAUCCUCGUGCGUGAGCUCCCUACGCGUACGUACGAGUCCAUGUGAACUCAAACAUUCGCGUAAAUGCAAAUGCACGAGUGUUAAAACCCCUACGGAUGGAAACACGAGAAUAUCAAUGACGCAGAUCCCCGGAGGACUCUACACGGAGCUUUGAUCUUCCAACAAGCCUAUAAAAUUAUCCUCGAAUCAGAUUACAGAAAACCUCCGAUUGGCCCAUUCCAUAAGCAAAUCCGCGUACCAAACUCCACCGAAAAUCGAGCCGAAAAUCGUCUUCGCCUCAACUUCCUUUUCCCUAUGACCUCUAUGAAUCGUCGUCAGCAGAAAACACCUUGAACGUGUUAAAGCGAACCAUAAAUCACGAGCUAAUCGUUCGAGAGCCCCGCUCUAUGUCCGUGUGCAUGCCCACCAGUGCUUGCAUGUCUAUAUAGCGAGGGUUAUUUAAUAAAACAUAACAGAUUCGCGCGCGCGUAGAUGCAUGGCUCCUGGAAGCGAAAUGAGGUGUAGGAUAGUACGCGUGGCGCCAGUGAAUCAUAACUCCCCGAGGAGUCGCAUCCUAGUGCACAGCGUGUACGUAGGGCUCUAUAUAAAUAUCAUUUCUGACGUAUAGCGUACACAUAUACGUAUAUGGAACAGUGAAACGUGCGGGGACUUUGCGCCAGUGUCGCCGCGUCGCAGAAACAACUCUGAAGUGGAGAAGCCGCACGAGAUAUACACGCACGAGUGUUGGAUGCUGUGCAGAAGUAAUAUACAAAACGACUGAGAGAACGAGGGCGGAAAACAGGCCACGGGGAAAGAGAGAGAAAGUGCGGAGGAGAGAAUCAGAGAAGGAAUAUACCGCUGAGGUCGCCGAGGAACACGAGCAUUGUGAUGCGAAGACUCCGCUUAUCGGCGGAAGGGACUAGCUGCCAAGAGGACGUGGGAAGCACCAAUCAAGGCUUCAAGAGAAUCGGAAAGAUCUGACGAACGAUGGAUUUUACGUUGAGAUGCUGGGAACGCUGAAAAGGGGUUCGAAGUGACUUCGAGUGUCUCAUGACGAAACUUCCGCCUUCUCGUCCUCCAAUUAUCAAGCGAAGCAGAGACACGAUGUUGCGCGUUCUGGGAGUUAGGCUGCUGGCGAGGAUGCUCGUCCUCGUGUGUUCUCUCUCCUUGCUCUCUCUCCUGUUCCUCAGCCGGUGUGGUUUCAACAAUCUGGAUACGGAGCUCAUCGACACCGCAGGCCCGAUUACGGCAGCGAGUUUACUCGAGGCGAGCCAGCGGGAGGAAGAGACGCGGCUCGAGGUGGAGAGACUCACUGCUGAGAUCCGAACGUUAAAACUUCAGAUACUCCAACUGACAGGCGGUCCACCGGGACACAGCGAAACAGCGAGCAUAAUAAACUCCAGCGACGUUGGGGACUGUUUGGCAGCGAGACGUCAAAUCGACCUUGCAGAAAUCAGCCAAGGUCUCCCGUUGAACAACGAGUACGAGCUCAUCCCCUUCAGUCACUUCACAUUUUCGAGAUUAUACCCAGUGGACCUCGGCUUGGGCAAGAGAGUCGUUGAAAAACCGAUAGGUUUUAAGAGGAAGGACCUUCUCGAAGCAUUGACAAAGGCCAUCGAGAGCCUUAACAAGAAUGUAUCCUCGUUAUCCGGGCGCUACACCCUCGAGGACUUUCUCGAGGGUUUGUACAGAGUUGAGCCAACGACCGGUACUCAAUACGAGAUGUAUUUUCGAACGAAAAAUUUGAACAAAAGCUCGGCACAGCAGGUCUCGAGCAGUUCUGGUUUCACGAAAAUCACUAUGAUGAGGCCUUACGCACCGAUUCAUUACGUUUCGUUGCAACGCCAGCAACCGACCCGUGAGAAAGAAUUGAUCCACAUUAUUCUACCGCUGUCCGGUCGCACCGGCACCUUUCAAAGCUUCAUGGACAAAUUCGUGAAAAUCGGCCUGAAAAAUGAUCGAAGAGUCCAUCUAACGGUUGUUUACUUUGGCACCGAAGGCCUCUCCGAAGCAAGGGCCAUAAUGUCAAGAGUGCUCAUGACCAGAGGCACCGGCGGCACCAAUCAAAAUCUCCGUCUUCUCGCUCUCAACGAAACAUUCUCUCGGGGCAAAGGCCUCAGGGUUGGUGCUGAACGAGCCUGGGGUGGCGAGGGUGAUGUAUUGCUUUUCAUGUGCGACGUUGAUGUUGUCUUCAGUGCCAGGUUUCUCGAUCGGUGUCGAUGGAACACAGCCCCGGGUCGGAAGGUCUACUAUCCCAUUGUCUUUAGUCUCUACAAUCCUCAUGUUGUAUAUACGCUCCAGGGUCGUGAGGUGCCACCUGAAACGGAUCAGCUAGUGAUUUCCAGGGACACUGGGUUUUGGAGAGACUUUGGCUAUGGGAUGACGUGUCAAUACAGAUCCGAUUUCCUGAGAGUUCGUGGCUUCGACGAGGACAUCGUUGGCUGGGGCGGGGAGGAUGUGACCCUGUAUCGAAAGUAUGUUAGGAGCAAUAUCAAGGUGAUUCGGGCGACGGAUCCUGGAAUAUUUCACAUUUGGCAUCCGAAGGUGUGCUCGGGGGGACCGGGUCAGAGGUUAUCGACCGAGCAGUACAGAGCUUGCAUCCGAUCGCGAGCCCUCAACGAGGCCUCUCAGGCACAGUUGGGCUUCCUCGCCUUCCGCGAGGACAUCGCGAGUCAAGCAUUGACCUUGAAGAGCUCGAUGAACCAAAAGAAAAAGAAGAAAAUACCGACGAGGAAGGAGAAGGCGCGGGUGACGAAAGCCAAGACGAGGGUUCAGCCGUUGUCGUCGAGCAAGGAGAAGGCCGUUGUCAACAGAACCUCGAAGGACCACACCUGAUCAUAAGGCAGGUCCAACUCGACGAAAUUCAGUGUAAAUAACCUGUAAAAAUGAAAGUAAACCUAUGGGGAUGGCGAAUACACAAAUAAAACGAUUGUUCAUCGGAGUGCGCGAAUAAUUGACACACAGAAUUGAAAGGCUGAAGGAAUAAGUCAACGACGAAACAGUGCCAUCGCGGUAGGUAGUUGGAAAACGACUGAAAACCAGUUGAAAUCGACCAUGUUUGAUCGAGUGAUUUGAAACGAAAUACAAAGGGGAAGGGAAAAAACAAUUUUUUUGAGGAAUUGUUAAAGUGACGUUGUGAUCCUCUCCCUCCUGAAUCUGCAGAGGGGAGAUUAUUUAUUUGAUUUGUUAUAAGAUAAUGAAUACGGUUUAAAGACUCGUCGAUUGUUGUUUUUUUUUGUCUCUCACACGAAUCGUACGAGAUUUAGCAAAUUUAUCGGUAUUUAUACAUGCGCGACGAUACAAAAAUGCCAUUGUAACACACUCAAAAUUCGUACGCACACAUUUGGUAUUUCGUCAAUUAUAAAAUGAUCAAACGAAAAAUAUCGUCGAACUUCCGGUGCUCGAGAAUCGAGAUGGAGCACGCCCACUAUUGAGGGCGACGUCGAAAAUUGUUUUGUUUUGUUUUUCGAUCCCGAAUUCAUGUAAUUAAAACUUUUUCAGGAUUUCGAGAGCCGAGAACACUCUCAUCUGCCAAAACAGAAAAAUAACGUGUUAAAAAUCACUUCCAGAGCUCACCAUUCGAGCUCGCAAAUAAAAGAAAUGUUUCCUGUCUAAUCGAUCAA